Molecule: messenger RNA, 1924 nt
Organism: Rhodamnia argentea
Lineage: Eukaryota; Viridiplantae; Streptophyta; Magnoliopsida; Myrtales; Myrtaceae
Product: laccase-14-like
Exons: 8
Coding region: 1-1794 (597 amino acids)
Biological process (GO): lignin catabolic process
Cellular component (GO): apoplast
Molecular function (GO): copper ion binding; hydroquinone:oxygen oxidoreductase activity
Source: RefSeq, a predicted model, not a curated record
AUGGUCUUGAUAAGCACUCAUGAGACACGGGCCUUCUUAUUUUCAACUCUCCUCAUUGCCCAGUUGUUUUGGAUGGCUCGAGCCGAUGUCCACUUCUACGACUUCAUCUUGAAGGAGACGAAAGUGACUAAGCUGUGCGAGACGAAGAGCAUCAUGACGGUGAACGACAGCUUCCCAGGGCCGACGAUUAAAGUGCACAAAGGGGACACGGUGUACGUGAACGUUAAUAACCGCGGAGAUUACGGGGUCACGCUUCACUGGCAUGGGGUAAAGCAGCCGAGGAACCCAUGGUCGGAUGGACCGGAGUUCAUCACCCAAUGCGCGAUAAUGCCCGGAACAAAUUUCACGUACGAAGUAAUAUUCUCCGAUGAGGAAGGAACUCUCUGGUGGCAUGCUCACAGCAGUUGGACUCGAGCUACGGUUCAUGGUGCUAUUGUUAUCUCACCUGAAUCGGGAAAAUCAUAUCCCUUCUCAGAGCCUGACGAUGACAAGGUUAUCAUGAUCGCUGCUUGGUACAUGGGGGACUUGAAGGAAUUGGUGGACGAGGCAAUGAUAGAAGGAAAAGAUUUGCCACAUUCAGAUGGUUACACCAUAAAUGGCGAGCUUGGGGAUUUCUGCAAUUGCUCUCAAGUUACAACUCAUGGGUGGUACGUUGAUUAUGGGAAGACGUAUCUCCUUCGAAUAGUCAACGCGGUCGUGAAUGCUGAGCUCUUCUUCGCCAUCGCCGACCAUAACCUGACGGUUGUCGGGAUGGACGGAGGAUACGUAAAGCCGAUCGUCACGACUUGCAUCAUGAUAAGUCCAGGACAGACCAUGGACGUGCUGCUCACAGCUAACCAACCUCUCGGAAGGUACUACAUUGCCACGAGGCAAUACUCUAGCGAAGACGCCGAAGUCACCGGAUUCGACCAUAGCAUCGGAUCGGCCAUCUUGCAAUAUAGAGGGAACUAUAGCUUGCCGUCACCACCGGUCUUUCCAAACGCUACACUCCCUCUCUAUUUGGACUUUGGAGCCGCAUUGAGAUUUACAAAUCAGCUGAGAAGCUUGGCAAGUGAGGAUCAUCCGGUUGAUGUUCCAGGAGAUGUAAGUACGAAGAUGUUCAUUACCGUCUCCAUGGGUGAGAUUUAUUGUCCCAAUAGCUCUUGCACUUCGGUGAGUGGCAACAAACUUGGCUCAAGCUUGAAUAACGUAAGUUGGGUCAACCCAUCCCUGGAUGUGCUAUCGGCCUACUAUAGAAAUCUUAGUGGAAGUUAUACAGCGGAUUUCCCGGAUUGGCCUCCUUCCAUGUAUAAUUUCACGGGAGAUGAUUUGCCGGAUAGUGUUGAUAUGACGUACCAAGGAACGAAAGUAAAAGUGCUGAAUUACAAUGAGACGGUGGAAAUUGUUUUCCAAGGUACAAACGUGUUGAAAAGCUCCAUGAACCAUCCCAUGCACGUUCACGGUCACAACUUCUACGUCGUCGGAACCGGUCACGGGAACUUUGACAGCAAGAUGGAUCCCAGGACAUACAACUUGGUCGACCCACCCCACGUGAACACGUUCGGGGUCCCUAAAAACGGUUGGCUAGCAAUAAGAUUUACUGCUAAUAAUCCCGGCGUGUGGUUUUGGCAUUGUCAUUUGGACCGACACAUGAGCUGGGGGAUGGACAUGGCCUUCAUAGUGAAGGAUGGAGGGACUUUAGAGACGAGUCUCCGACCACCACCUGCCUACAUGCCGCCAUGUAUGGACAUGGGAUCUUACGACAUAUCAAUGCAAACAUCGAGCAUUGAUCAUGUAGAAAUGCAACAGCUGUGAAGCGACUUGAUUGGAUAAAUAGAACUCUAUGUGCUGAAAAAAUCAAGGAUACCCUGAAAUUUGGAGGGCUAAAGCCCGAAUGUUCUUGCACAAGUUUUAGUAAAGAAACAAUUGACUCGGUCGUUUCUCA